Amoebophrya sp. A25 is the source of this 3520-nucleotide messenger RNA. The record is from the annotation of a GenBank genome assembly. Lineage: Eukaryota; Dinophyceae; Syndiniales; Amoebophryaceae.
UACAUCUAGACUUCAUGCACUACAGGGCUAGUAGUCUACUUUGCUUCCAACCAUUAUGACCAAAAGAUUACGAAUGGUGCUUGUUCCGACUCAACAUAGUUAGAAGGUUGAGACUGUUCCUUUAAAAGUGAUUUCUGUUGCGGCACCCAACGACCGGUGCCAGCUUAAAGAUGGUGAUACUGACAGGUAAUUGUAGCUGUUUUUUGACUUCUUCAUGACCCGCUUCUGUUGACGUGACGUCUUCAGCUUAAGUAUCUGCUGACUGGUGGGUCUGGCACUUCUAAGAGGACCUGUACCGCCUCAGCUUCUAAGAGGGCCGAUGAAAAUGCCAUUACGAACUACUUGGGGAAAAAUGCAGCAUCGCAAACGAGCCGCCGGUAUGGCGGUUGCAUGUGCACUGCCACAAGUAGCGGCUAUUCACAAAGAAAUGUUCACGACAAAUGCAGUGUGCAGUCCACAGUAAUGAACUAGAAUUUAUUCAUUGAAAUGUAGAUGUUUGUCUAGCUUUGCCCUUUACCACAUCUGUAGGUAAAUGAAAAUAUGUUCCUUUUUACCUCCACACCUCUACUGGUACUAACUCUAUCCCACAUCCGUCUAUUCCAUUGUUUGUCAUCGUCUUCAGACAAUGACCUUUCACAGGUAUUGCAUCAACCCAGUCUUUCCUGGUUUAGAGGACAUGUACCUCAAUAUGAAGCAGCAAUGGAGUUGCCAAUUGCUAGCAGAUGUUGCUGAGGCGGGUCUAGAUUUCUGUGCUGGGGUUGUCAAUUUUAUGACUGGAGAAUACUGUCGUUUUUGCUGUUCAUGUAAUUGUAAUACGUUCUUGUAAUCUCGCUUAAUGCUAAGUAGACUUUCCUUCUUCGUUCUCCAUUUCCCUCUCCCGGCCCUCCAUUUCCUCUCCAUCCCCAUUCCUCUCUAAUCCAAACAACCCCACUCUUCCUAUCGCAACUCCCGCCAAAACGGUCCAAGAGUCAGUAAAUGCGCAGGAACAGGCUGCACAGAGGACGUUUUUCAUGCACCUGUCGGCCAUGGGCCUCGAACCUUGGGAUCAUAAACGGCCCAUGAAUGGCGCAGAUCCAUGUAUCCAGUCUGUUUGGCGAAUGGCUUGCUACGCACACUUUCCGAAAGCACAUGUACUACUCGUUUUUGGUGUGGUGCUUGAUGAUAUCCAUAACUGAAACGAGCUGAUAAAUAAAGAUAUGAGCUAGUACAACAGUCCCUCUUGCUUCAGCAUCUUUGCGUGAUGCACUUGUUUUGUUCUAAUUCUCUCUGUUGUAUGGUAUCAUGGAUGUUCUUCCCUCAAUCAAAAAUCCACCGUCAACAGCAAGACUGCGAAAAGGACCAAGAGGUUUCCUACCAACGGCCUUGCCAGAGCUCCUGCAACAACUACGUGCGAGAAUGCGGUGUUACGUGUUGUGACGAGUCAGUGGCGUGUGUUUUUGAGCACUCAAAGCAGAUCGGCCACAACGAGUUGAUCCAGACAGUAGGGUAUUCACCGCAUGACGGACCCAGUAUGUUCUGCACAGGGAGUGCGAGUGGGAAAUACAACUCGGUUUGGACGAAAGGUGCUGGAAUAACACUCAUCUAGAUAGAUUCGAUCCGUGAUCUUUGAGAGAAGUUUUAACGAAUUUCCAUCGUUUCCAGUAUUUUCUCAUUUCGAAAAUAUUGCAAACUUAACCAUCCAUUUGUCUCCCAGGUCUGUUAGCAGCCUUUCUCGGAGUGACCCUCCUAUUUUCGAGCAGUACUGGGACAGCGACGAGAAGAGCACCUGUGAGUGGGAGAAGAAUACCGAUAGUAGGCGCAUUAAGCGCUGCCAUUGUGGGAUUUUUCUUCCCUGGAGCUAGCGCCAUUUCAGUAGCCUCAUCGAGUCAAACGAUGCUCGGGACGACGGUGGAAAGGUAUGAUUGAAUAUGUUUCGUUCGCUAUUGCACUCUACUACAAUCAUUCGUCGUAAGCGUUCAGUCCUCAAAUUGAAAUUGAAAUACUUGGCCAAUCGUUGUAGUACAUCACGAUCGCUCCUCCAACCUCCAUACAUUCAUCAGCUCUUCGAGAAUACAAAGCACACAAGGACAAGAAUCGCAGGUGGAAACGCAGGAUCUUUAUGCUGGGACAGAUUUGAUAGUUUCCUCGCUGAUUAGUUGCUCACCGUAUGCAUCUACAAGAAAUCAUGAAUACAGUUUUCAUGCUCCAUGAAGUCGGCCUACAGGAGAAUCACGCGUCCUAAAUCAAGUACGUAGUUGACGUGUCCUCGCUCCCCAGGCAGCUACCCGCUAUAAUAUGACUCAAGCAGUGCUAGCCGGAACAACUUCUCCAUCGCGAAGUUUCAUUUCCUCCAUAGCGAGAGGAACAAGACGAGAACAAGUGUCUGAACCAAGUAGAAGUACUCAGCAGAGUAGAAUGUCUUCUCCUCCUUCCUCUUCGACGAUAGAGAAUCAGCAAGAUAACAAGCUUUCCCUCAUGCAGACAACAGCACAGACGUCGGCGCGUGCGACAAUGGGCAGCGGAGGUAUUAUGGGAGAACACACAGUAGGCUCAUGGCGCAGUAAAGAGGAUUAUUUGAUCAAAUUUUCCUUCGUGCCACCAGGCGCAACUUCAGCACAGGCACAGUUGAAUAGUUGCAGUGACGCCAAUUUAGCGCAAACACUACAGUGCAAUGGACGAGGGAUUUGCAAGCCUUUCAACCCAGACAACAUCCAAAACCCGAUAUCGUUCUGCGAAUGCGACAGGGAUUAUGCUGGUAACAGGGAAAUCUUAGGCAUCUUGCCGAAUAGAUUCAAAUCAUCAUGCUGGUAACAGUUGGUGAAACCAUAGAUAGUUGUGAAGAAUUAUUCAACACAGUAGAUCAUUGUUGUGUAUAAGGUCUUCAAUCAUCAAAGAUGCCUCCAUCAUCAGAUCCCGAGUGCCGAACACAGAGACGAUCGCAGAUUGUAGCCUACGUUUUAAGCUUGUUUUUGGGCUUUCUAGGAAUGGAUAAAUUUUAUCUCGGCUUUCCACUGGCAGGAGCCUUGAAGCUAAUAUCGCUUGGGGGGUUCGGCGUGUGGUGGGUUGCGGACAUAGUCUACACUGGUGCAAGUCCGGUCUAUGCGGCGAAGUACUAAAAUGGCUAUUAAUCUUGUUUACGACACAAAUUAUCAACUUGACGAAUACAGUACUUUUUCCCAAGUAGUUCACCUAUUUCUUUCGUAACCAACUACAUCCACUUAAUGAUGUGCGCUCAUCACCGAAGAUAUGAAUGUCGGACUUCCACCAUGCAUCACAAUCUCUCCCUCCUCACAGUUACCGCGUCGCCGCUAACUUGCCACAUUGGGUGUUUGUGGUGUCCUCAAUAUCGUUUUUUCUCAUCCUGGGCUUUCUCAUUGCCAGCUGCGUUACCGCAGAUCACAUGCGUGCUAAGAGAAGAGCGGCAUUGCUCUAUCAGGCAGAAGAAGAUGCGCAAGGUGGCGACUUUGCGGCUUCAUUGCCAGCAAUGAAAAGCAGGCACGUAAUGAACCCGCCGCAACCGCAGGUGGCUUUUCCACGGUAG